Messenger RNA from Syngnathus typhle (broad-nosed pipefish), 2589 nucleotides. It is a transcript of the gene tp63, whose product is annotated as tumor protein p63. Lineage: Eukaryota; Metazoa; Chordata; Actinopteri; Syngnathiformes; Syngnathidae. Gene Ontology annotation, cellular component: nucleus. The coding region runs from base 139 to 2112 and encodes 657 amino acids. Gene Ontology annotation, biological process: protein tetramerization; apoptotic process; regulation of transcription by RNA polymerase II. The record is from RefSeq and is a predicted model, not a curated record. Gene Ontology annotation, molecular function: protein binding; RNA polymerase II cis-regulatory region sequence-specific DNA binding; DNA-binding transcription factor activity, RNA polymerase II-specific. The transcript has 14 exons.
UGCACUGUACCCUCAGGCACUUUAACGUUGAUGAUUUCUAUUUAUAGGGAAAUUUUUCUUGAGGUUGUUGACGCGUAUUGGUCAUUCUAGAUGUGGUGCUAGUAUCUUUUUGUACCUUUGUCCAUCUGGCAUGACAACAUGAAUUCACCCUAUGCGGCUGUGCAGUACUACCCCGACUUUCCCUUUCACCGACUCCGGGAGAGGAGGGACAGCCCCUUCCUCGCCGCAUCGUCCCACGGUCAGGUGGCGCCCAACGCUGAGAUCUUCAACCAGGACGUCUUCAACCAACUCUUUGACAUGCUGGACCACUCCUCCAUACAUUCAGUGUUCGGUGAGAGUCCACCUCACGUUUCGGGGGGGAACACCAUCCAGAUCAGCAUGGACUGCAUCACCAUGCACAAGCCUGACGACACGCUAACUUCUCAGUACACCAACCUGGGCCUGUUGAACAUGGAGCAGAACAUCCAGAACGGAGGCUCCACGUCCACCAGCCCGUACAACACGGAUCACGCCCAGAACGGCGUCGCGGCGCCGUCGCCUUACGCUCAGCCCAGCUCCACCUUUGACGCCCUGUCGCCCUCGCCCGCCAUCCCAUCCAACACCGACUACGCCGGCCCGCACACCUUUGACGUGUCUUUCCAGCAGUCCAGCACGGCCAAGUCGGCAACCUGGACGUACUCCACAGAACUGAAGAAGCUGUAUUGCCAGAUCGCCAAGACAUGUCCCAUCCAGAUCAAGGUUCUUACCACCCCACCGCAGGGCGCCGUCAUCCGCGCCAUGCCCGUCUACAAGAAGGCGGAACACGUCACCGAGGUGGUCAAGCGCUGCCCCAACCACGAACUCAGCCGCGAGUUCAACGACGGUCAGAUCGCACCUCCGAGUCACCUGAUCCGCGUGGAGGGUAACAGCCACGCCCAGUACGUGGAGGAUUCCAUCACUGGGAGGCAGAGCGUGCUGGUUCCCUACGAGCCGCCUCAGGUCGGCACGGAGUUCACCACCAUCUUGUACAACUUCAUGUGCAACUCCAGCUGCGUUGGCGGUAUGAACCGGCGACCCAUCCUCAUCAUCGUCACCCUGGAGACCAGAGACGGUCAGGUUCUGGGCCGCCGCUGUUUCGAGGCCCGUAUCUGCGCAUGUCCGGGUCGCGACCGCAAGGCCGACGAGGACAGCAUUCGUAAGCAGCACAUCACGGACGGCACAAAGAGCAGUGACGGUACGAAGCGCCCCUUCCGACAGGUGUCCCACGGUAUCCAAAUGUCGGCCAUCAAGAAGAGAAGAUCCACGGACGAGGAGGUGUUUUGUUUGCCCAUAAAAGGACGGGAAAUCUACGAGAUUCUGGUGAAGAUCAAAGAGUCUCUGGAGCUGAUGCAGUUUUUGCCGCAGCACACGAUUGAGUCAUACCGGCAGCAGCAGCAGAACCUUCUGCAGAAACAAACGUCAAUGGCGCCUCAGCCGGCUUACGGCUCCAACUCCCCACCUCACGGCAAAGUCAACAAGCUUCCUUCAGUCAGUCAGCUCAUCAACCCGCAGCAGCGCAACACGCUCACCCCCUCCGGCAUGUCCGCCGGCCUCACCGACAUGACUCCUAUGAUGGGCUCUCACAUCCCCAUGAGCGCUGACAUGAGUUCACUGAGCCCCACUCACGCCCUGCAGCCCCAGCUGCCCCUGGUGCCCUCCUCGCACUGUACCCCCCCUCCUCCGUACCCUAUGGACAGCAGCAUCUCCAGCUUCCUCAUUCGUCUGGGCUGCGCAGGCUGCUUGGAUUACUUCACAGCACAGGGUUUAAGCAACAUCUACCAGAUUGAGAACUAUAACAUGGAGGACCUGUUGCGGCUCAAGAUCCCCCCCGAAUACCAGCAUGCCAUCUGGAAGGGCAUCUUGGAGCACCGGCAGGCCAUGGACUUCUCCCCCCCGCCCCACAUCGUGCGCACCACCAGCGGGGCCUCGGCCGUCAGCUCAUCCGAGGCGCGCGGCGAGCGCGUUAUCGACGCUGUACGCUUCACGCUGCGCCAGACCAUCUCCUUCCCGCAACGCGACGACUGGUCCGACUUCUCCUUUGACCUGGAUUCGCGCCGCAACAAGCAGCAGCGCAUCAAGGAGGAGGGAGAGUAGUACUGGACCCAAACAAAAACGCCCAGAACAUUCCCAAUUUUUUAUUUUUUUUUGUUAAAUAGACGUGCACUUACUCUUCUUCUUCUGCACGGUUUUGAUUUCUUGAGAGCACUUAAGAAAUGUUAAAAGUGUUUUUAAAAUGCAUUUCCAAGUCCUGAUUGUACAUUUCAAGUACCUCUAUCUCAAUAUUUAGCUGGUGUGUCGCCACCUAUAGGCCAAAGUGUUGUUGUACAGGAUUCAGGAGCAUCAUUUCAGUUUAAGUGUUAGCCACUCCUAUGUUGUAUUUGGUUGAGGAUUCUUACAUUGGAUUAAUGUGUGUACAUGUUGUAUAGUUUUUUUUUUGUCAUCAGAGAAUAAAACAUUAAGUUAGAACUAGAGACAGAUUUGUUAAAUUUUCCUCUUUUUUUGUACAAUUUUUACUGUAAAUACAUUGAGGCUAUUUUGAUAAAAAUCCAAAAUAAAUAUUUACCUUUCUCA